This is a messenger RNA of Chelmon rostratus (copperband butterflyfish), 792 nucleotides long. RefSeq names its product leucine-rich repeat-containing protein 3-like. The transcript has a single exon. Gene Ontology annotation, molecular function: protein binding. Gene Ontology annotation, cellular component: extracellular matrix. Lineage: Eukaryota; Metazoa; Chordata; Actinopteri; Chaetodontiformes; Chaetodontidae. The record is from RefSeq and is a predicted model, not a curated record. Bases 1 to 792 code for a protein of 263 amino acids.
AUGGGGGCCUCUCGAAGGUGCGGGUCAUCCAUAAAACCUCCUUCCUGCCGUCCUCUUUCGUUCGUGGGAGCACUGUGGCUUUUGUCAGCGAUUAUGACUGUGUGUGCUUGCCCUAAGGUCUGUCAUUGCACGGACAGGAACGGUGUGGUGGUGCAGUGCACCUCGCGCAACCUGGAGAACAUCCCGCCGAACUUGCCCAGGGACACCGUUGUUCUUUUGAUUUCGUCUAACCGCAUCAGGCACAUCCCAAAGGAGGCCUUCGCAGACCUCCACCGCCUCAGGGAACUGGACUUAUCUCACAACGCCAUUGAGAGCAUGGAGGUCGGUGCCUUUCAAGGAAUUUCCGAGAGCCUGCGGACCAUGGAUCUUUCAAACAACCACCUCAGCAGCCUCCCCAAGGACACCUUCACCAAGCUCCACGCCCGUGUCCGCCUGUCCCACAACCCCUGGCACUGCGAGUGCUCCUUACAGGAGGUGCUGAGGGAGCUGAGGCUGGACCCCGAGACGGUGAACGAGGUCAGCUGCUACACGUCAGUGCAGGAGGAAUACGUGGGACAGCCGGUCAUCCACGUCCUGGAUUCGGGGAUCAACUUUUGCAAUUUCCACCACAAGACGACGGACGUGGCCAUGUUUGUGGCCAUGUUCUGCUGGUUCUCCAUGGUGACAGCUUACAUCAUUUACUACAUCAAACACAACCAGGAGGACGCCAGGAGGCACAUGGAGUACCUCAAGUCCCUGCCCAGCACUUCCCACAUAAGCAAGGACUACGACACAGCCAGCAGCGUGUUUUAG